This is a messenger RNA of Oncorhynchus nerka (sockeye salmon), 5545 nucleotides long. RefSeq names its product serine/arginine repetitive matrix protein 2. Bases 292 to 5097 code for a protein of 1601 amino acids. The transcript is spliced from 17 exons. The record is from RefSeq and is a predicted model, not a curated record. NCBI's taxonomy places the organism in Eukaryota, Metazoa, Chordata, Actinopteri, Salmoniformes, Salmonidae.
CAAGUGGGUAAUGUGUUUUAGUAGAAUGUAAUGCAGUUUCCGGGACUACAGAGGCAGUGUUUGAAGUUAACGCGGGCAAUUCUUUUUUUUGUGUCAACAACGUCUUCGGCCUUGUAAACAUCGAUAUAUAUUUUUCACGAAAUAAGGAUACGUGUAUAUGUUAACUUGAUGGCAAAUAAAACACUCCUUUUUCACUAACUGUGAGAAAUGGCGGUCGGGCUGUACUAUGCUAGCUAGACCGAUUUCUUAUCACGCUAACGGGCUAAAUACAUUUUGUCUACACGGACAGAAAUGGACUCCAAAUACCCAAAUCUGACGAGACCUCAGAAGCGCCGGUACUUCUCCAUUAAAACGAGUGCAUCAACCAUGAAGGGAAAUGCCGAACUGGACAUUGAUGACUCCAAUACUUGGUUCAAAAACUUGGAUUCUCCCUCUGAUUUUGGGGAAGAGCUUCCCCCUCUGCCUCCCUCUCCGACCUUCACCCCUGUAGAGAAGGAGGAGAAGACUGGUAACCCUGUAGAGAAGGAGGAGAAGACUGGUAACCCUGUAGAGAAGGAGAGGAGAGAACCAUCAUCAGUUCCAGAGACUGGUGAAGUGGUGCCCCAAGGAGAAGAGAUGCACAAGGAGGGGAGAGCAGAGAGCACUUUUCUGGAUACUGAGAGCCCGUUUAAAAAGCACGCUCCCAUCAAGACCUCCAGCCCCAUGAAGCGGCAGGAGGGGGAUGAGGACAAGGACAGAACAGCCUCUCCAUUGCUGUUGACCUGUGAUGAUGAUGAUGAUGAUGAUGAAGAUGACCACGGCCCUGUAAAGCAGCCUAUCACUGCCCUGACACCACAGUGCAACAGACAAGCAGCAGACGGGGGAUAUGAUGCAGUGCUGGACUCUCCUCCCUGUCGGUUUUCUGUCGGCAAACAAAAGACGCCAUCUCGCAGUGUGCCGAAGAAGGAAGAGACGCCUUGGAAGUUGACUCUGUCCCUGUGCAGCAUAGUGCCAGAGCCAGAAGAGCCUCCCCAAACAAGCCCGUGUCCAGCAGUAGAACCCAAAGAACAACCAGUACCAGGGAAGAAGAGUCUGGCCCGACCUUCAGAGAAGAAGAGUCUGGCCCGACCUUCAGAGAAGGAGAGUCUGGCCCAGCCCUCAGAGAAGGAGAGUCUGGCCCAGCCCUCAGAGAAGGAGAGUCUGGCCCAGCCCUCGGAGAAGGAGAGUCUGGCCCAGCCCUCGGAGAAGGAGAGUCUGGCCCAGCCCUCGGAGAAGGAGAGUCUGGACAAGCCCUCGGAGAAGAAGAGUCUGGCCCAGCCCUCGGAGAAGAAGAGUCUGGCCCAGCCCUCGGAGAAGAAGAGUCUGGCCCAGCCCUCGGAGAAGAAGAGUCUGGCCCAGCCCUCGGAGAAGAAGAGUCUGGCCCAGCCCUCGGAGAAGAAGAGUCUGGCCCAGCCCUCGGAGAAGAAGAGUCUGGCCCAGCCCUCGGAGAAGAAGAGUCUGGCCCAGCCACCGGAGAAGAAGAGUCUGGCCCAACCACCAGAGAAGAAGAGUCUGGCCCAACCACCAGAGAAGAAGAGUCUGGCCCAACCACCAGAGAAGAAGAGUCUGGCCCAACCACCAGAGAAGAAGAGUCUGGCCCAGCCUUCAGAGAAGAAGAGUCUGGCCCAGCCUUCAGAGAAGAAGAGUCUGGCCCAGCCUUCAGAGAAGAAGAGUCUGGCCCAACCACCAGAGAAGGAGAGUCUGGCCCAACCACCAGAGAAGGAGAGUCUGGCCCAACCACCAGAGAAGGAGAGUCUGGCCCAGCCACCAGAGAAGGAGAGUCUGGCCCAGCCACCAGAGAAGAGGAGUCUGGCCCAGCCACCAGAGAAGAAGAGUCGGGCCCAACCACCAGAGAAGAAGAGUCGGGCCCAACCACCAGAGAAGAAGAGUCUGGCCCAGCCUUCAGAGAAGAAGAGUCUGGCCCAGCCUUCAGAGAAGAAGAGUCUGGCCCAGCCACCAGAGAAGGAGAGUCUGGCCCAACCACCAGAGAAGAAGAGUCUGGCCCAGCCACCAGAGAAGAAGAGUCGGGCCCAGCCACCAGAGAAGAAGAGUCGGGCCCAGCCACCAGAGAAGAAGAGUCGGGCCCAACCACCUGAGAAGAAGAGUCGGGCCCAACCACCUGAGAAGGAGAGUCUGGCCCAACCACCAGAGAAGGAGAGUCUGGCCCAACCACCAGAGAAGAAGAGUCUGGCCCAGCCUUCAGAGAAGAAGAGUCUGGCCCAGCCUUCAGAGAAGAAGAGUCUGGCCCAACCACCAGAGAAGGAGAGUCUGGCCCAACCACCAGAGAAGGAGAGUCUGGCCCAACCACCAGAGAAGGAGAGUCUGGCCCAACCACCAGAGAAGGAGAGUCUGGCCCAACCACCAGAGAAGGAGAGUCUGGCCCAACCACCAGAGAAGGAGGCAACACCGGAAAGGAAAGCCACAUCCUCCUUCCUCCAGAAGCUGAGAGAGGCUGGUCAGUCCAAGCCUGCCUGGAAAGCCCUGGCGUCUCCAGUGAGAGAAGCUCCUCUCACCGACCUGGAGGAUGACUUCCUGAUCCUGGAGGACGAUGGUCCUUCCUGGUUCUCCCUUCGCAGGAAGACUGACCCCAACAGGACCACAGCCACACCUCAACCGCAGCAGAAGGACCAAUCACACAGCAAUAAUGACGCCUCAGCUGACACACUCACCAAGGCCAGCCAAUCAGAGAAGGAUACAGCCAAGCUGAGAUCAGGAGGGACUGCUGAAGUGAAAACUAAAGAGAAGAAUGCUACUGGAGGCUCCUCCCUCAUACCUGUCCUCACCAAGUCUACAGCCAGGAAGAAGAGGGACUCAAGUCCCCAGGGUGAUGGGCCUGUCGAGGUAGACCACAUAGAACAAGACCUGAAGAAGAAGGUCAACAACCCAUUAUCUGAACCAACGACAGCAGGUUACCUGGAACCAGGAAGAGGGGCUAAGCCUAAACCCAGCCAAUCAAAAGCCCGCACCAAAACAGAAAAGAAAGUUCCCAGAAUAUCUCAAUUCCAAGCUGGUAUCCAAGGUAACAAGGUGAACCCCAAGACGAGCCGAGGACGAGGCCUGCAGUCUGGGAAGACCAGGAGACUGUCAGCUGGAGCUGGGGAGGAGCCCGUCAGCAUGGGGGAGGAGAGUGAAGCUGCUUCAGACCAGGAUGUUUCACCAGUUCUACAGUUGGCACCGACAGGACAGAGACGAGUCAAGGUCCCAGCCAAUCGUAAAGCCAAGGAGGUCGGCCCCUCCCCUACAGGUGAGGCUGACUCCUCCCAGGCCGGCCAGCUAACCCAGUUAGCAGGGAAGAGGAAGAGGAUCAAGCCUGGUCCCUGGUGGCUCACCAGCCUUUUCAACACACAGGUCACAGAGACAGUCAACACACACACUGCAAACAAGUACAAACACAAUAACAAGAAAACAAAAACCAAACCAGCAAGAUAUUCCUCUGUGGAGUCAGGGCAAGAGGAGGGGACAUCAAGACCCUUGUUUAAUCAGAACGCAAAGAAGAAACCCUCGUCCAAUCAAACCGCAGAAAAUAAACCUUUGUCCAAUCAGACCACAGAAAAUAAACCCUGGUCCAAUCAGACUGCAGAGCAUAAAGCAGAGAAGCCCAAGAGGGGCAGAACUAAGAAGCAAAAGACGACCAGUAGAGAGGAGCCAGCGAGGCCUGAAGGUCAGAGAGAAGAAGAGGAGGCUGAGGCCUCUACGGCAGAGCAGCAGGAGGAGCAACAGGAGCUGGGGGGGCUCAGUCCCAUGCCCAGCCCUCUCAGACAGCAUACACUCACCCCAAGUGAGAAGGUGUUUGACUGGAUCUAUACCCGCCCUCCCAAGUGUAAACCCCAGAGUGACAUUACCCCCCACUCUGCUACCGUUACCCCCAGCAGGCAGGGGCGUCAGGCCAGGGAGGCUCCAGAGAAACGCAGCAGGAGGAGGAAAGCUCCAGGGAACUGGUGGGUCACCAACAACCCCCCAGAGAACGCUGACAGCACCUCUUCAUUCCCUCAACAACCCCUGCCUUACCCCAAGAAACCUUCACCCCCUCAACCACAGCCAAACCCAAAAACUCGCAAGGUGGAGAGAAGUAAGUUCCUUGGACCCCCACAGAAUGGUAACACAGCCUCCUCAACUCGACCUGGAGGAGUUCAGACCCCGCUGAUGAGGAAGGACCUCUCCGCUCCCAAGAUGGUCAAGCGCUCUCUGGCCAGCAUUGGCUCCGUCUUCUCCUCGGGCAGAGGAGCGCUCCCGGUGGCCACGGUCAGAAGCAGCACGCGGCAGACUUUGGGGAGGAAAACUCUAUUCCCUAUAGCGCCUGAGGAGCAGUCAGCCCAGAGCCCCAGCAUCGGCCUCAGCUCUGGGCCAGCUAAUGACCCCUCCCAGGACCCAACCAGUGACAGGAGCUCCAGCCCUGUGGAUCUGAGUGCCAGUACUGUCUGCAUAGAGCCUGUUGGACAGCUGGGGAAAAAGAAGACCAUACACCGAGACUUCUCCCAAAGCAACAACCGAUUCUCAGGCAACACGUUCAAAAGCGGACCGUCUUCCAUGAUUGAACUGGAGGAUUAUGAAGAGAAUGACAACAUCUGUGUCCAGUCGUUCAGAGUGACGCCCCAUCCGUCUGUCCCUCCUGGCAUCGUGCUGUCGGACCCUGAGGCUGUGGCUGAGCUUUGUGCUCCUCCUCUCAGAGCCAUCACACUGCAGCUGGAGGACAAGGCCAACCUCACAGACUGGAUGGCUUUGCUCUGGCCUGCCACUGGGAAACAGGGAGGCCAGAUCAGCCCAGAUCAUUUCCAGUGGUUCUCGUAUCGAGACAGAGCUCUUGGUUACAAGAUGGACCUGCUGGCUGAAACCUUCUCCAAUGGAAAGAUCUUGCUGGGCUCCUACAUGAAGAAACCUCUGCUGGUGGACCACAGCGCCACCACUGUGUAUAACCUCCUAACCAGCUCAGUAACUGUGAAGAUCAAUGGCAAAGAGAACCAUUAUAACCCAGGACAGACCUUCAUGGUCCCAUGUGGCCAUGCCUACAGCCUCCACAAUCUGACCCAGGAACCCGCUGCUCUACACUUCACCAGGAUGCUGGCAGAGAGCUCAGAGUGAGGCCUGGAGACCACAGCCAGGGGCUCAGUACAAUAGUGACAGGUCAGAGUAGUGAAGGAUCCUUACAGACGACCACCAGGUACCUCAACUUAGGAGUGACUGAGACCGGCAGAGACAACAAGCUAGAGAGGCCCUCCUCACCCACCUCAAUGACAUUCCCAAGGACUUAACAGGAAAUGACCAGCCAGUGAUUUAAAUGGAAAAGUUAGAAAGAUUAAAAGUGUACAGAUGGCUCCGUUGUAAGUGCUUGUUAUUGUCUUAUUGUCACAGUAACAUUUGUAAAUAUCAAUACUUUUGUUUCUAUGGUUUCUUGUGCCCCCCUACUGUGUACAUUUAAUGUGACCAAUGAAAUAACUUGUAAAGGCUUCUGGGUAUUUUUAUUGGAAUAUUUAUCUUCUGUCAACUGUUGCAAACACAUGGUAUGUAAAAAAUAAAAAGUAAUUCAGUC